This is a messenger RNA of Striga hermonthica, 281 nucleotides long. The record is from the annotation of a GenBank genome assembly. NCBI's taxonomy places the organism in Eukaryota, Viridiplantae, Streptophyta, Magnoliopsida, Lamiales, Orobanchaceae.
AGGACCUACAUCUAUUUAAUAGUGAGAUUAAUUUUUCAACCAGCAGAAUUAAAAAUCCCUCAGCUAUUGUACAACUCGCGCAGACCCUAAUUCUGCUAUUUCUCGUUUUAUUCCCGUCUUCCUCCAUCUUCUCGCUCAAGCCAUCUUCCAUCAUCAUCAUCAUCGACCCUCACCGGAGCAGCCAGCGGCCACAAUCUCAUCUUCCGUCAACGUUCAGUUCCAGCAUUCGGGACCCGUCGAGUCCUGUCGGAGUGCCGAACGUAGCCGUCGAGGCCCGUCGA